AUGGAGUACGACCCUCAAGUGCCGACAUAUCAAACAUCCGACCCGACGUCGUUCGCCUUCAUAUCGGCGCGGGAGCGAUGGCCGGCCAUUGUCACCGGCGCCAUCGACGACGUCCACCGCACCGUAGCGUCGCUGCCUGACUCGGAGAUCGACGCCGUGGCCGAAGGCAAAUCGAUCGUAGCCGGCCUGGCCACUCUGAAAUACGAGCUCCAGCACAACCGGGCCCUGACGCCCAUCCCGGACGACGGCCAGCCCGACGUGGCAGGCUACCACGCCGAGCUCGCGGCGCGGGGCCCUCCGACAUGGCACGACGUCGAAUGGUUGUAUUCGGAAUGCUACCUGUACCGGCGCAUGGCGACGCUGUUCAGCCGGGCCCAGACGCCCUUCUGGAAGUCGUACGACGUGUUCCAGCGCCAGAAGAUGGACACGUUUAAAUCGUCGCGGCCCGCGGUCCUCGAACUGGCAGGUCGGUACCGUGACAUUAUCACACAGAUCCGGUCGUCGCGUGACCAUAAAGUCAUCAACAACAGCAGCGGCAGUCCAGAGACGGAGAAGGAGAAGGAGGCCGAGAAGAUGCUGUUCGUGGAAAUGGCCGAGAUCUGUCUCUGGGGAAACGCCACAGACCUCAGUCUCCUGACCAGUCUGACGUACGAGGACCUGCAGAAACUACAGGGCAGCCGGGCGCGCAAGGAGUCGGAGAAGAACGUGCUGGUCAACGAUCUGGGGUCGGCCUUUGAGGUUCUAUACGCUGCUCAACGGACUUCUCAGGCCAACGCUACUGGUCCCAGUGCUUCGUCCAGACGGGUCGACAUCGUGCUGGAUAAUGCCGGGUUCGAGCUCUUCGUCGAUCUGAUUCUGGCGGGAUACUUGCUCGCCACGGGUCUCGCGACCGAAGUCGUCCUCCACCCGAAAAGCAUCCCGUGGUUCGUGAGCGAUGUGGUGCCCGCGGAUUUCGCGGCCUUGCUGAAUGCCAUGCAAGAUCCGAAAACGUUCUACGCUCCCCCUGCUGCGGCUGGUACCAAGGAUAGAUCUGGAAAAGAUGCUGUCGCGGUGGGAGCGGGUAGAGAUACUCCUGCUCUGUCGGACAAGGAUGCCGAGUUGAUCCAGUUCCUCUUCGACGACUGGAGCAGCUUGCACGCCGAGGGCCAGUUGAUUCUGAGGCCGAGUCGCUUCUGGACGCAUGCGGGCAGUUUCUGGCGAAUGCCGCAUACGGCGCCCGAGGUGUUUGAGGAUCUCAAGGAGAGCGAGCUCGUCAUCUUCAAGGGAGAUUUGAAUUAUCGCAAGUUGACUGGUGAUGCUGCAUGGUCCCCUACUACUCCCUUUACUACGGCAAUCGGGCCCCUCGGCCCCUCAUCGGGGAUCAGAACUCUGGCGCUGCGCACGUGCAAGGCUGAUGUGGUGGUCGGCUUGCCUGAGGGCAAAGACGAGGAGAUUCGAAAGGCCUCGCAAGGCGAUGACGUCGAGGCACGGAAGUGGGCGUGGAGUGGGAAAUGGGCUGUCGUGCAGUUCUCGGACGGGAAGGCAUAG
Molecule: messenger RNA, 1527 nt
Organism: Capronia coronata CBS 617.96
Lineage: Eukaryota; Fungi; Ascomycota; Eurotiomycetes; Chaetothyriales; Herpotrichiellaceae
Exons: 2
Coding region: 1-1527 (508 amino acids)
Biological process (GO): DNA damage response
Cellular component (GO): nucleus; cytoplasm
Molecular function (GO): phosphatase activity
Source: RefSeq, a predicted model, not a curated record